Molecule: messenger RNA, 1850 nt
Organism: Corticium candelabrum
Lineage: Eukaryota; Metazoa; Porifera; Homoscleromorpha; Homosclerophorida; Plakinidae
Exons: 6
Coding region: 176-1666 (496 amino acids)
Source: RefSeq, a predicted model, not a curated record
AGUAAGCUAGACUCUGAAGAAGUGAGGUUGCGAUAAAACUGAAACUAGUAUAAGAGUCUAAUUAAGCCGAGGUAACGUGAUCGCCUCAGGUGGUGUCUACUACUCUAACUUCGUGCUUUGCAAAGGCAGAAGCUAAAAAAAUCGGCGUUACUCCUUCGCCCUUCUAGCAAGAUCUAUGACUGCGACUGACCCAAAGCUGAGAAUGACAAAGUUGCAAUUUUAUUGCGUACUGCUGCUCUCUGUCUUCUCAGAUUGCGUAAGAAUAAUUCCGGAGAACGGAUGGUACGUUACCGAUAAUAAUCGAAAUUCUACCAUCAGAUUUUACUGCUACGGUCGAGGAAAACACGUGGUCUGGAAAUGGCAGCGAGAAAAAAAACAUGUCCUCCUUCCUAUUCAAGGCGGUGUACAAUGCACGGACAAAGAUGACAUGAUAAUUCGCCAAAAUUCGAUUACCAUAUGCAAGUUUCGUGGCCAAUUCUCUGGAAGAUACACAUGUGAAGACACUGAAACUAAAAACUCAUCAUCUGUAGUGCUAGGAGUGUCACCAGCUUUUGCUUCUGCAAAGAGCGUCAAAGUUCUAUUUCGAUCAACAGAGGAGAAGAUAGCUCUUUCUUGUGAAAUGAAGUCUUAUGUGUAUCCCAAACCAAACAUAACUUGGUAUCAACAAACAAAAAGUAUUGAAAUCUACAGAGGAGAAGUUUUGACAGUCAAACAACCAACCACCAAUAAUUCCAGCAUCAACAUGUACUAUUGUAAGGCAACAAACCAUCCUAACGGACCAAUUAAGCGGAAAUACUUCUUUGUAAAAACAUACAAGUCUGUUUCAUGCACUGUAACACCAUCUAAGAUUACAGUGAAAUAUAACGGAGAAUUGAUUAAGGUGACUGUAAAGGUAUUCAGUGAAAACCUUAAACCAGAAAUUCAACCCUUGCCUCCUUGGACAAUACAGGAAAAUGUUACUAACAACAUUUAUAAAGUUGCAGGUCCAAUAGAAACCGGGGGUGAGCAUAGAAUUCUAAAUGUAACACAAAUCAUAACGCUGAAGACUCAUUCAAUCUUAACUACAGGCUAUUGCUCUGUACUUGUGAGAACGAAAGAAGCACCUCCAGCCGCAGUUUGUCUACUACUAAAGCAAAAUUUGAAUAAUUCCUGCUCAAUUCAACGUUUAAAUCAAAGCACAAUGGAAUUGUCUGGAAGCUUGCGACAGAGUUUGCACCAAAAUUUAGGAUGUUUUUGGAGUAUCAAAAUUCACUACAUUUUCAGCAGAGGAAGAAGAAACUGUACAUUUGUUAUCAUAGGAAUGACAGUCAACUUUCUUUCAGAACAAUCAGAGCAUUGCAAGCAAUAUCCAUCAACGUUGGUAACCAACAGGACAAUCAGGAACUGGGCCAACGAACGGUUUGAUGUUAAGCUGGUAGAAGCAAGUUACACAAAUACCAGACUAUAUUGCAGAAAUAUUGAAGCAAUUCAGGACAACUUGCAUAAAAAUUGCUCUAAUUCUUAUGUCAACAUUAGCUGCUCACGAAGUAAACGUAUUAAAAGAAUUUGUUCGGCUUGCUUAUUGAAGAAGCCAAGAUGCAGGCAAAUUGCAACUGAUGAACAACAAACGCCAGAGUUUCAGCAAUUGAACGGCAUGUGUACUAUGGACUUUUACAAAUUGACUUAAUUACAUGAGACAAUAUUGCAAUAGCACUGCAUAGUAGGUAGUUUGGUUACAAACAAUUGCUAGGUACACAUCAGUACUAUGUUUAUCUGUAUGUUUGUAAAUUAAAACUUUUGAGCUGAUUUGCUGGAUACUGCAAAUUAAUGUUACAUGUACUGUACUAAUGAGCAAUUAAGUUUGUAUUACU